This is a messenger RNA of Raphanus sativus (radish), 1257 nucleotides long. RefSeq names its product RNA polymerase II C-terminal domain phosphatase-like 5. NCBI's taxonomy places the organism in Eukaryota, Viridiplantae, Streptophyta, Magnoliopsida, Brassicales, Brassicaceae. Gene Ontology annotation, molecular function: RNA polymerase II CTD heptapeptide repeat phosphatase activity. The record is from RefSeq and is a predicted model, not a curated record. Gene Ontology annotation, cellular component: nucleus. Bases 100 to 1017 code for a protein of 305 amino acids. The transcript has a single exon.
UUUUUCCGCUGCAUUCACUCUCGACUUGAUAGUGUUUGUCGCAUCUUUGAUUGAGAGAGUUUUCUUUUCUUCCUUUCUCGAAUACCAGAGAAUAGAACGAUGUCUUUAGUUGAAAACCCUGCUAUUGAUCUUCUAUUACCGAAACCCAAAAUGCGGAAGAUCGAUCCGGCUGCGAUGGAACAGUCUCAAGAAGACCCAUCGUCCGAUCUUCUCAACAAAGCGAUUCAACAACUCAUGAUCCGCGAAGCUUUAGCGAUUACGAAACGCGUUAACUCGCAGACCUCGUGGCUCGAGCACAAAAAGCUUAACCUAGUCCUUGACUUGGACCACACUCUUGUCCACACCAUUAGAACUCAACAGCUUUCCGAAUCCGACAAGUAUCUAGCAGACGAAGCUGACUCAAGGAACGAUCUUUGGAGAUUUCACAGUGGUGGGUCCACCAGUGAUAUAUUGAUAAAACUAAGACCUUUCCUUCACCAGUUUUUGAAAGAAGCCAGCGAGAUGUUCUCUAUGUCUGUUUACACAAAGGGCGGUUGCGAUUACGCUAGGCUCGUGCUGGACCUAAUCGAUCCGGACAAGACUUAUUUCGGGGAUCGAGUUAUAAGCAGAAGAGAGAGUCCUGGCGUGAACAAGACCCUUGAUCUUGUGUUGGCCGAUGAGCGUGGGAUUGUCAUUGUGGAUGAUACUCUCAGUGUUUGGCCUCAUCACAAGAAGAACUUGGUGCAGAUAGCAAGGUACGAGUAUUUCAGCGAGUCAUCUUUAGAAUGUGAUGAGAAGAAGAAGAUGAGAGAUGAGAGUGAGGAGAAAGGGGCAUUGGCAAAAGUGUUGAGAUUCCUCAAAGAAGUUCACCGAGGAUUCUUCUGGGACAUGUCUGAAGAAGAGAUUGAUUCAAUGGAUGUGAGGCCUUUGCUACAAGAUCCCUCCUCCAUUACUGUAGAGAGAAAACGGAAAAUCCCAGCUGACUCUGUUUUUAAUGGGGAAAAUCGCAAAAAAAACCUUGAGAGUAGUACCUACUGACACUUUAAACCUUGAAGUUUUUCGACUAGCACUUUAAACUUUCAAAGUGGCAUUGGUGUUAUAAAAAACCUUUAACUUGGCUUACUUUUCCAUCAAGUAAAAAACUGACCUGCUAUACAUGUAAAAAUGAUGAUGUGUAGGUUUUUUUCGAAAAUAAUAACUCUUUAAUUAAUAAAAUCAAUAAAAAUUAAUUAAAAAAUCAGAUAACUAAAUAAAAAAUCGAGAAAAUUAAAUAAAAAU